Macrosiphum euphorbiae (potato aphid) is the source of this 3093-nucleotide messenger RNA. Lineage: Eukaryota; Metazoa; Arthropoda; Insecta; Hemiptera; Aphididae. The record is from the annotation of a GenBank genome assembly.
AUGGACCGUUCUAAAAAGAAUACUCCAUACAGUUCAAAGAAACCGUCUGUAAAAAAAAUCGUGGCUGAAAGAUUGAAAGCAGCCCGUGAUGCAAAAAGAUUAAAAACUGCUAAUUUUAAUGCUCAACAAGAGGAACAUUUUGAUUUGGUUCCCCAUGAUACGUCGACUGAAGAAAAUUCAGUGGCACCUUUGUUAUUAGAAGAUGAUAGAUCGAUGCCAGGUCCAUCAGGAAACAUAUUUUCUAAUGUAAAUGAAUUUACACCCAGAAAUAUCGAUGAAAUUGAAAGUCAUGUGUUAUCGGCUGAAAAAGCACAAACUCACGAUUUUUCCAACACUGAAUCAUUUGGUGAAAUUAUUGGUAGGAGAAUUGUCGAUUUGUCCUACAUAUUUGCCCAAAUAAAAAAUGUUAAUCAUGAUAUUGGAUUGGGAUGUAGUUUCAUUGAUAUGGAUUUUGUGUCUGAAGACCGCAGAGGCUGUUAUUCAGAGUGCUGGUUUAUAUGUAAGAUGUGCAAUAUUAAAUCGAAAAUAUGUACAGUAAAAGAAUCGCCUAAAACCAAUUGGUCUAUAAAUAAAGCUAUCGUUAAUAGUACAAUAGCAAUUGGAAUAGGAUACACACAAGUAUACGAAUUAUUGUCUGGCUUAGAAAUACCCUCGAUUUCGUCUAAUACGUACACACGUAUCGAGACCUUAUUAGGAGCUGAGAUAUCUAAUACUGCUUGGUCAGAAAUGGAAAAAGCUGGCCAAGAAGAAAAAAGAUUAGCUAUUGAGUCAGGCUGUGUAGGUUCUGAUGGCAUACCUAUGAUAACUGUGGUAGCGGACGGACAAUGGUCUAAACGAAGCUACCGAACUAAAUACGACGCAUUGUCCGGUGUAGCUAGUAUUAUUGGUUAUAAUACCAAAAAUGUGUUGUUUGUUGGGAUUCGGAACAGGUAUUGCGUGAUUUGCGAAAGAUCUAAUAAUAAAAAAAUAGAAACUCCGAAUCAUUUUUGUUUUUUGAAUUGGAAGCAAGGUGCCACUAGCAUCGAAGCCGAUGCAAUUGCAGAAGGUUUCAAAAGAAGUAUAGAAAUACACGGAGUAAAAUAUUCUAAACUGAUAGGAGAUGGUGACAGCAGUGUCACAAAGAGACUUAAUGAGAUACUACCGUAUGGCCCAAUAUGUAGAGUCCAAAAAGUCGAGUGCCGAAACCAUUUACUCCGUAAUUACAGCCAAAAAUUAAUGGCGUUAUCCAAGCGAACCGACUACCCGAUUAAAAUCCGGAAAAAAAUAUCUGCAAAUAUUUUAAGACUUAGAACUACAUGUGCUAUACGUUUCCGUAAAUUAGAAAACAAACCUUUAUAUCAUAAAGUUGCUGGACUUAGACUUGAUAUAGCUAACGCACCAAAUCACCGUAUUUUUGAAAUCCACAAAAAUUGUUCCGCAUACUUUUGUAAAAGAUCUGGUGUUCCGCAAAACAUUAUUUUAGAAGGGAAAUCAAUUAGACAGGAAAUUGAUACAAUUGUAUCUAGAUUGUCAAAUAAUGCAGAAAGUUUGAUAAUGGAUGUAGACAACAACGCUUGCGAGCAAUUCAACAGUGUAAUAAACAAAUUUUUAGGUGGGAAAAGAAUAAACUUUACACAAAAAAGUUCCUACUCUACUCGUGUACAAGCUGCUGUUAUCAGUUACAACUCUGGAGAAUAUUUAAGAUCGGUUAAGAAAUAUAUAACACAUAAAAGCCCAGGGAAAGUUGGUAAACAGUUUUUGCGACGAACACUAGCGAAACGUUAUACGUGCCAGAAAAAAAGAAAAAGUAGUUCAAAUGAACCAAAAUUAAAAUCUAAGCGGCCAAAAAGAAAUAAUAAUGCAGAUGAAGAUUAUGGUCAUGCAGAUCCUCUCGACAAUUUAAAAGAUGUUAAUGAUGAACAGUUUAUAAAUGAAAUGAAUGAAUUUGUCAGAAAGUUGGGUAAAGUUGACCGUGUGCACAUCGAAAAAGAAACCAGAGACCAGGCUAGUAGUGAGUUAUGGAAGCGGGAAAGAUUAUCGAGGCUAACAGGUAGUAAUUUUGGGCGGGUGUGUAAAAUGCGUCAAAAUACAAGUUGUAAAAAUACAGUCCAUUCAAUAUUGUAUUCUAAUUUCACAUCCAGCGCAGUACAAUUUGGCAAAGAUAUGGAACAAAUUGCUAUAAACAAGUUCGAAGAAAUGUCUGGUUUUCAAGUAAAGCCUUGUGGAUUGCACAUUGAUGAAGAAUACCCGUACCUUGCCGCUAGUCCAGAUGGAGUCAUUGACAACGAUAGGCUAAUUGAAGUUAAGGCUCCUUAUGCGGCUAGAAGUACAAUAAAUUAUAUUGAAGCAGUAGAAACUGGAAAACUGAAAUAUUGUACGGUCGAAAACGAAAAAUUAAAAUUAAAAAAAAACAACAUCUAUUACUAUCAGAUACAAGGACAGUUGCAUAUUACUAAAAGAAAAUUGUGUUUUUUCAUUGUAUACUCUCCUCAAUGGAUUUCUGUGGAAGAAAUAAGUUAUGAUGAUAACUUUUGGACUUCUAAUAUGGAAGAUAAAUUACAAUCAUUUUACUGGAAUUGCUUACUGCCGGAAAUCGUGGAUCCAGCAUUUAAAUAUCGACUUUUAAUUUCUGACAUACGAGAUCCAAAAACAUCUACGGUGGUCGGAGCACAACCAGUACCUGACCGUGAACUACCAGUUCACGCAGAAAUUGACAAUGCCGAUGCAAACGGCUGCGCAGAAAUGGUCGUGGUGGAGUUCGUCGAGGUACAGAUGGAAGAUAUCGAAGAGGAAGUCAUCCAGAUGGACCAAGUCCUGAUGAACGACGAUAACGCAGAAAUGGUCGAGGUGGAGUACGUCGCAGUACAGAUGGAAGAUAUCGACGAAGAAAUAGACCAGAUGGACCAAGUCAUGAUGAACGACGAUAACGUAGAAUUUAUCGAAGUUCGAAUGGACGAAGUCCUAAUGGACAUUGACGAGGUAGUACCAGGAGAGAUGGUGGACAACAAUGAGGGGAUGCAACUUGAAAUCGAAAUGUUACACCAAGGCAUCGAUGAAGAGGUCAGUGAAUAUUUCUUCAUAUUACUUAUAUCUAUGUUUGUUAAAAUUUUAUAA